Molecule: messenger RNA, 1140 nt
Organism: Acanthocheilonema viteae
Lineage: Eukaryota; Metazoa; Nematoda; Chromadorea; Rhabditida; Onchocercidae
Source: the annotation of a GenBank genome assembly
AUGCAAUGCGCAGUAAGAUCAGAUUUGUCCAAGGAUUGGUUACGAGAUGAUCUACAAUCGGUUGAUUCUGCUUCAUCGUUAUCAACAUUAUGUCCAACCGUAUGCCGUCGUGCGGCAUCAUUUCCGAUUGUUAACAGACAUCAUCCGACGUCAUCUUUAUUGAAAGUACGCUCACAGAGUGAGUCAGAUGCACUCAAUCGAUUAGGCCUUAUCCAUUCACGAACCACACUUAUUGAACAAUUGAAAAAACGUCAGCUUGCACCAAUUACAUUUGAAAAAUCUCUCGACAAUGCUGAUUCAGUAUCACAGGGGAAAUCAGAAGCAAACUUGGCCGAUAACAAUUGCAUCGAUAAUAGUGUCGGCGAUUUUAAUCAGUUAUCAGUGAUUGUUGAAGAUGUAGCUGUUAAAACAGCGAAGAUUUCUAUUCGAUCAUGUAAAAGUGUACGUUUUGCUGAUGAUUGCGGUAAAGAACUGACCACCGUGCGUGUAAUGACCGAACCUUCCGAUUAUCCACCAACCAUUAGUGCAUCGGUAAUUCGUCGUUUACUGGGAAAAACAGAUGAGGAUGAGAAAUCCGGUCAGACAUCAGCUUCAUGGGUUACAUCAUUUAAACAACCAGCUAGUGAAUACGUUAAAUUUCGUGAAACUCUCGAGAGAGGAUUUGUUGCAUUGGAAAAUGUUGUCCUCAAAAAUGAGAUAUGCCAUAUGAUUGGCACCGUUAAGGUUAAAAAUAUAACAUUUGAGAAAAAAGUUUUUAUACGUUUCACAUCGGAUGGAUGGAAAAGUUUUCUGGAUCGUAUAGCAACUUAUCAACCGUCAUCAUCCAAAAUUUAUGAUACGUUUAGUUUUGAUAUCGAAUUGCCUACAAAUGGCGGCGAUCCAAAUGCACGAAUUGAAUUUUGCAUUUGUUAUGAAACCGGGUCUUCUCAAGGUGAUGCAAAGCAACAGCAAUAUUGGGAUUCGAAUAAUGGUCAAAAUUAUGUACUAACAAGCCAAGAAGCAUCAGUUCCUGCUCCAUCAUUACCUAUAUCACUCUCAUUCGGGAAACAUGAUCCCAAUGAUGCAUAUACAUAUGAAUUUAACGAUUGGACUAAAUUUGCGGCAUGGAGAAAUUUAUCAACUGAUAGUCCAUAUUGGUAG